UCUCAUUAGCAUGAACCGGGGGAAGGGCAUAAAAGACUCCAGUUCAUUUAGAAUCUGGAAAAGGUUUCCUUCAAAAUGACAACUGAAGCAUUCUGGCUCCUCUGUUUUGUCAUGGGACCAUCGUCCAACUUGAUGGCAGCCCUCUCCAGCUGCAUCCGUUUCAGCACGCUGCAGCAGCAAGCACAUGAGAGCCAAGGAAAGGAACAUUUUAGCGUGUUCAUUAGUCAAGAAAACAAGCAGAGAUGCUUGAUGUGUCAGAGGAAGGAUCCCUGCCCUAUAUUGGAAAACCCAUUCGGGCACUCAGCAAGGAUGGGUACAGUGCAGCAGACUCCACACCAAGCCAAGCUAAAUUCCCAUUUAGAGGCAGCAGUAUUGGUGAAGAGAAUCACACAGAGCAUUGGUUACUGUCUCCAGCUAACCUGCAGUGGCCAAAAGCUGCCGACAUCCUCUCAGUCUCACCAGACAGAAAGAAAAAGGCGAAGACCUCCGUGGAAAACAAUACAGGGAUGAGAAAAGAGCCUCACCAGGAUGGCAGGGUCCUGGCUUCCGAGAGCCACAUGGAGGAGCCUCCUCCUGCUUCCUUUGACUUCAGUUACCCAAACAGAAUGCAUACAGAUAGGCUUCAGUCUGAGGCAGCGAACAGCAUCUCAGCACACUUCCACCAUAGAGCAUUUUCCCAUUAUAAAGGCAGAUCCUUGACUUUAGCUGAGACGCAUCCUUUCCAAGACACAGAGGCAGCUGAGACAGAAGAUCCCAAUAUAGUGGAUCACCUCAACCGACCUGGCAAGAUGAAUCCCUACAAACAGCACGACCCUCUAAGAAACAUCAGUAAGCCCUCCUGGGUCACCAACCGCCAGUCAUCGAGCCUGCUGUAUCACUUCAACGUGCUAAAGAAAGUUCUAGAUGCUGACAACAAGGAGAAGGUGUGCCUGACAGAGUGCAGGAGGGAGAGGGAUGAAGCAGAGGCUUUCUGUGUGAGUGAAUUUGCAGUGAAUGGGAUUGUUCAUGAUGUGGAAACACUGGGGAAAGGAGUUCGCCUGGUUACACUCUUGGUAAAUAGUGAUGGAUUAUACAAGAUGAGUCGCCUGUAUAUCACCCCCGAUGGCUUCUUCUUCCGAGUUCACAUUCUCAUUGUGGAUGCUUUGAACUGCAGUAAACCAUGUCCAGAUUUUAAACUUGGAAGUCGAUACAUUGUGAUGGGUCAGAUAUACCACAAGAGACGGCAGCUACCUACAUCUCUGCUGCAGUUCCUGAGAGGGCGUCUGCGGCCAGGAGACGGGCUGCUAAGGAGCAGCAGCAACUAUGUAAAAAGAUUCAACAGGAAGAGGGAUCGUAAAGUCCAAGGGGCAGCUCGCACCAAGUGUAGAUGAGGCCACAGUCCUAACUGCUUUACUAGGGCUUAAGCAGCACCGGCAUUCAGCUAGCAGAACUAAACUGGUCUCUAAUAGAGUCUGACCUUCCUUCCAGAGUAAGGAUCCUUUUAAAGUGACUGCAGCUCAGCUCUUGCUUAAUUCUAUCUCCACUACUGAUGAGUAUCUGGUAUCUUAUGUGGUUUAUAAAACAAUGUUUCUUUCAAAGGUUCUGGUUAUAGUGGUAGAUACCACUAUAGUGUGCAAAAAAAGAGGAAAAACCCACAGCCGAGAAAUCAAACCUAUUCACUCACUGUAGAGAACAUUAACUGGUUAGUGGAUUUCCCUUUAAAUAUGAUUCCAAAAUAGUUUUUGUAAUACACAAUUUAAAUCUUAAUGUUUAGAAAAUAACCCACUAUGAUUAUUUUUAGAGCUAAAUUCUUUUGUUAGCACCUCUUAUGUACAUCAGGAGUAACUGGAGUCACUCUGGCUUUAUACCAAUUUAACUGAGAAGAACAACGGUCACUUAUUGCUUAGAUUAAUAUUCAAAACUGUAUAUUUAAUAGUAUUAAACUUCUCAGUGCAAUGAGAUUUUUAAAAAGAGCACUCAAAUCCUUAAUCUGUAACGGACUGCAUGAUCAUUUGUAGCUCAAAGGCUCUACAGCAUACAUAUGUAGACAUUUGUUUUGAAACUCUAUCAAAGGAUUUAUAUCAGAUGAAGAAUUCUGACAAAAAUAAAAUUUUUGCAGCGCUUUGGUUUCCUCAAAGUAGAGAAUACUGUUUUUUAAAAACACUGAAAACAAUGUAUAAUUAUACCAUUUUUUCUCAAAUAUAAAGGGACCAGAUUUUUCUUGUCAUUUAAAAACGUGUUCAAAAUACAUAUGCCACAGCACACCUUAUUAGAGCUUACAUGUGUGUUCGUAGAUUGCUCCAUUUACAGAUUCCAAGGCUAGACAGCUCCAUUGUGAUCGUUUAAUUUGACCUCCUGCAUAACACAGGCCAUGCAACUUCCCUAAAAUAAUUCCUAAAGCUUUUUCUAAAACAUCCAAUCUUGAUUUUAAACUCGUCAGUGAUGGAGAAUCCACCAUGACCUGUGGUAAAUUGUUCCAAUGUUUAAUUACCCUGUUAAAAAUUUAUGCCUUAUUUCAUUAAAUUGAAUACAAAUCAUGCACAAAUAACCAAUUAGUAUGUGUAAUUACCUAUUUUCAUGUACAAAUUAAGGCAUGUAAAUCAGUCAUGCAAUCGCAUACACAUUUUGCAUGCUUACUCUUUACUCUUCUAAAGUGGAUGUUCAACCCUGAAACUAUUGAGUGUAUUUGGUAUAAUUUUUCUAUGAAUACAAAUGUAUGAGGUUUAUAUCUGCAAAACAGUAAAGUUACCUUUGGAAUCAGU
Molecule: messenger RNA, 2741 nt
Organism: Dermochelys coriacea (leatherback sea turtle)
Lineage: Eukaryota; Metazoa; Chordata; Testudines; Dermochelyidae
Gene: C14H17orf58
Product: chromosome 14 C17orf58 homolog
Exons: 6
Coding region: 243-1370 (375 amino acids)
Molecular function (GO): protein binding
Source: RefSeq, a predicted model, not a curated record